Saccharomyces eubayanus is the source of this 657-nucleotide messenger RNA. RefSeq names its product Rab family GTPase YPT53 (gene YPT53). The transcript has a single exon. Lineage: Eukaryota; Fungi; Ascomycota; Saccharomycetes; Saccharomycetales; Saccharomycetaceae. Gene Ontology annotation, molecular function: GTP binding; GTPase activity. The record is from RefSeq and is a predicted model, not a curated record. Bases 1 to 657 code for a protein of 218 amino acids.
AUGGAUAAAAGUAUAGCAGGCAUGCCAACUUUGACAAUUAAAGUGGUUUUACUUGGAGAAUCUGCGGUCGGCAAAUCAUCAAUAGUCCUCAGGUUUGUAUCUAACGAUUUUGCACAGAGUAAGGAACCUACCAUUGGUGCCGCCUUUUUGACAAAGAGGAUCUACCGGAACGAUGAGGCCAUAAAGUUUGAAAUCUGGGAUACGGCCGGCCAAGAGAGAUUCGCCCCUUUGGCACCAAUGUACUAUAGGAACGCACAAGCUGCUUUGGUCGUCUUCGAUAUUACUAAUGAACAAUCUUUUCAUAAAGCCCAAAACUGGGUUGAACAAUUACACGAAAGGGUAGGAAAUCAUAUUAUUAUUGCGUUGGUCGGCAACAAAACGGAUUUGUUGGGUAUGCAAAACUUAAACAUGGGUGUAAAAAAAGAGAUGAUAGAAGAUUUUUGUCAACGUGAGAACCUGUCAUAUUUCGAAACGAGUGCCAAGACUGGUGAAAAUAUACACGAAGUAUUCCAAGCCAUUGGAGAAAAGACUCCACAUCCCACACAGAAGGCAAGAAGAAAUUCCGAUCACGACCUGACCAUUACUGAUGAUCAACGAAUAGACCUCGAAUCAACAACUGUGGAAGGUGCAAGGGAAACUGGGGGUUGCAGCUGUUAA